UUUUUCCUUUUACAGCCCAGUGAAGGAUACAGUAGUGGUCAAUGAUCGCUGGGGGUCAGGCAUUCCUUGUCAUCAUGGAGGUUACUUCACUUGCCAAGAUAGAUAUAAUCCAGGAAAGUUACAGAACAGAAAGUGGGAAAACGCCAUGACUUUAGACAAAGCAGCUUGGGGCUACCGAAGAAACACUAACUUACAUGACUACGUAACCAUGGAAGAGUUAGUGGCCACUCUGGCCGAAACUGUAAGUUGUGGAGGGAACAUACUGAUAAAUGUUGGUCCGACCCACGAUGGUAGAAUAACGCCCAUAUUCGAAGAGAGACUUCGCAACCUUGGAAAGUGGCUCAAAGUGAAUGGUGAAGCUAUCUAUGGAAGUCGACCAUGGAACUACCAGAACGAUACAGUUACUCCAAAUGUGUGGUAUACUAAAAACCUGGCCACUUCCACCGUGUACGCUGUCGUAUUGGAUUGGCCCAAAAAUGACAAGCUUUUUCUUGGGGCGCCAACUCUGAAGGAUAGUGCCACCAUUACAAUGCUUGGUGUUCCAGGCACAUUGUAUUUCAAAAGAAGCUCAUUAUGGGGAAUAACCGUAAAUUUCCCCAAACUAACACCAGAUAUUCUACCAUGCCAAUGGGCUUGGGUUUUAAAGAUGCAAGGUGUGACAAACUGAUUGUAUUAGUCUUCACGAUGAAGUUAAAAUACAGAUCGAAAAUUCAGUGCUUUACUGUUUCACUUGAUUAGAUUGCUCGUGUUUUAUUAUAAUGAAAUUCAUUGAUCUUCUCAAAAUUAUUAACGUUAAAUUUAUAUGCCAAAUGAUACGAUUUGUAAGAGCAUUGUAUUUGAUACGAUUAUGAUUAUAGCAUUGAAAUAUAUAAUAAAUAUUUUUAAUUGCAACAAUACUUAGUUAUGAAGAUUACG
Molecule: messenger RNA, 915 nt
Organism: Limulus polyphemus (Atlantic horseshoe crab)
Lineage: Eukaryota; Metazoa; Arthropoda; Merostomata; Xiphosura; Limulidae
Product: alpha-L-fucosidase-like
Exons: 4
Biological process (GO): fucose metabolic process; glycoside catabolic process
Cellular component (GO): lysosome
Molecular function (GO): alpha-L-fucosidase activity
Source: RefSeq, a predicted model, not a curated record